UGAUAGGUGGCAUUGACUGGCACUGAUGGAUGACACUGAAAGGCAGCUCAGAUGGGCAUUGAUAUGUGGCAUUAAUGUGCACUGGUAGCCACUGUUAUGUGGCAUUGAUGUGGCACUGAUGGGCAUUGGCAGGUGGCAUGGAUGAGCACUGACAGCUGGCACUGAUGGACACUGACAGCUGGCACUGCUGGGGCUACACAGAUCAUCAGGGCACACUGAUCAUCAGUGCCCUGAUCAUCACUGUCAGCGUGACAGCUCGUGAGGAGAGAAAUGCCGAUAACUGGCAUUUCCCUAUUUACAUGUGAUCAGCUGUGAUUGGACACAGCUGAUCACAUUAC
Staurois parvus is the source of this 338-nucleotide messenger RNA. Lineage: Eukaryota; Metazoa; Chordata; Amphibia; Anura; Ranidae. The record is from the annotation of a GenBank genome assembly.